AUGGCAAAUCUGACCUCUCUGACUUCUGAAUUUCUGCUUCUGGAAUUCUCUCCAGUCCGAGAACUACAGAUCCUACACUCUGUUGUGUUCCUAGCAUUGUACCUGACAACGCUGAUAGGCAAUGGUUUCAUCAUCGUUGCAAUAGUUCUUGACUAUCGCCUGCAUACACCAAUGUACUUCUUCUUAAUGAACUUGGCCGUUUCAGAUCUUGGGAAUAUUUCUGUCAUUGUACCCAAAUCCAUGCUUAAUUCACUCAUGAACAGCAGACAUAUUUCUUAUUCGGAAUGUGUCACUCAAGUUUUUUUCUUCGUUUUCUUUAUGGCCUCCGAUUUUGUCCUCUUAACCAUCAUGGCACAUGAUCGGCAUGUGGCCAUCUGCAAUCCACUACAAUAUGAAAUAAUUAUGAACAAAGGAGCCUGCACACAGAUGGUCAUCACUGUGUGGAUUACUGGUCUUCUUUAUGCCAUAAUACACACAUCUGGCACCUUUUCAAUGACUUUCUGCUCCAAUAGAGUUGAUCAAUUCUACUGUGAAAUCCCCAAACUACUGAAACUCUCUUGCUCUGACUUAUACCUUGUUGAAAUGGGGCUUCUUGUGCUUAGUUGUACUGUAGUGUUUGGAUGCUUUAUCUUCAUUAUUGCAACGUAUGUGUGGAUUUUCACUGCAGUCCAUAGAAUUCCUUCUGUACAGGGGCGACACAAAGCCCUUUCCACUUGCCUCCCCCACCUCAUGGUGGUCUCUUUGAUUAUGUUUGCUGGCUUCUUCGUCUAUGCAAGACCUCCCAGUAAUAUUUCAUCUGAGCUGGAUCUAGUCUUUUCCGCUAUAUAUACGAUACUUCCUCCUAUGUUGAAUCCAUUUAUCUAUAGCAUGAGAAACAAAGAGAUUCAGGCUGCACUGCGUAAGUUAUUGGAUCUUAAGCACUUUUCUAGCACUACUCCCAGGUUUGUACCUAAAUUGUUGGGAUUAUAA
This is a messenger RNA of Elgaria multicarinata webbii, 969 nucleotides long. Its product is annotated as olfactory receptor 14A16-like. The coding region runs from base 1 to 969 and encodes 322 amino acids. NCBI's taxonomy places the organism in Eukaryota, Metazoa, Chordata, Lepidosauria, Squamata, Anguidae. Gene Ontology annotation, cellular component: membrane. The transcript has a single exon. Gene Ontology annotation, molecular function: G protein-coupled receptor activity; olfactory receptor activity; odorant binding. The record is from RefSeq and is a predicted model, not a curated record. Gene Ontology annotation, biological process: G protein-coupled receptor signaling pathway.